Molecule: messenger RNA, 2019 nt
Organism: Amoebophrya sp. A25
Lineage: Eukaryota; Dinophyceae; Syndiniales; Amoebophryaceae
Source: the annotation of a GenBank genome assembly
CGGCCCUCAAUCCUACCAUACAUAUAUUUUGAAUUAUAUUGGUCGUGAAAAUCAAUUUAGACCGUCAUACUUUCAACAAACAAGAGGAAUGACACACAUUUGGAAAACGACGCCUGCCUGAUUUCAAUCAAGUAACUUGUUUAUGAUAGAUUUAUCAUCAAGUUCUAACAAGUCUAAUGAAGUACAAUGGCACGUUGAUUGCUGCGAAAUGAAGGUAAACAAAUUGACCAUAAUGCAAUUAUGAAUCCAUUAGUGCUCCCUGCAGAACAACAUCAUGGGAGGUACUUGGAGCGGCUGUGCGGAACCGUCAGAUCGCUGUGCCACAGAGGUUUGUGGUCGGCGAGCGGACCCUCCAUUCGAUAGAGUUUUCGAUGAAACUUUGUCAUCAUCGUCGGACCCCGUUUUCCGCAACCGCGAAUUUGGGAGUACAAACGAGCCUCAGAGCAUUGCAGGCCCUCAAAAUUUGGGGGUACACACCAGCGCCUUGUCACAAGACGAUGUCAAUUACGGUUGCGUAGUAGAAAAUUCCAUUCUACUGUUUUCAAUACCUCCCUAUCAUGAAGAUGUCGACGUCGUGAGCAAGGUCACCUCUGUGCCACAAUGAAUAAUGUUUUUGGUGCUUUUUCUUCUUAUGGCAGAUUCCCAGAGGUUUAGUAGAGGUUGGUAAAAGAGGUAAAGUCCACUGCAAAACAAGUGGAGAAUCACUGGAAGGGGUAUGGAACAAAACUGCAAAGCGACAUCUUCUAAGCACAGUACAUGAGUGCGCUGCAACAGUAUCGUACUACGUUCGACCAGACCUCGUUUCCGAUGAUUCUCCAGCAGCACUAUCCGCCAGUGCCGCCAUCGCGCAUGGUCUCCUCAACCGGUUCGCCGGGAGACGAGGAUGCUCCAGCAUCGGCUGCCACGGGUGGAGCUCCCGGAGGAGCGCUGGCAUGGAGUCCACCGCAGUUUCGCGCAGCGUCCAUUGCGGGUGGGGGAGGAGCUCCGUCACUGAUGUCGUCGACCAGUGGCGGAUUUCGGAAUGUGAGCACCGCAUUUUCACCUUUUUCACCAGUCGGUCCACAUGCGUGGCCUGUACGGUCGGAUCGGCUCGGAGGGUCAGUGGCGUCGAUGCUAGCGUCACAAGAGGACGCGAGUGUCUUCUUCGCGGCGCGCGGAGGCGCCGAGGGGGACAUAUACGAAAACUUGCUUGGCUCAGUCAGUGCGCCGGUUCCGAGGCCACCGGUCGCAGCGUCUGCUAUUCAACCACCGGCACCAGUUGCGGCUGAAGGAAACGGCGGUCCGGGGGACAAAAGAGGAAUGGUGCGAGCGCCGGGGGCGACCGCAAGUAGCACCAGAAGGCAUCUGCAAGGGUCGCAUAACUCGAACCAAGUAACUCGAAACACGUUCCCAGUUGGCGGGACGUCGGCAAAGGCCCGGCGCGCCUCACCUCAGGUUUCACCGCGAGACUUUGCUGUGCCUGAAAUCACGCCCCGCAUUCCGCGGAGCAGCCUGCGUCAGAAAACUGGCUCAACCAGCCGCAGGACAUCGGGAGGAAUGCGAGUGCACGCUCCUGCAGAGCAAUAGCGGAUCUCUUGCAAGAGGUUCGCGUGAGUACGACUCCGCUGCAUGUAUCAGAUCGAUGACCAUGCAUAUUUAUUGGGACAACAUAUUCAUUGAAGUUCUCGAUGAACGUUCAAGAGCAUAGCUGUAUUGCGGAGUUGAAAUGAGUCCAGCGUUAGAACGAAUAAAUCUUUAAUUUUAGUUUGGAUUGUAGUAUCAUCUCAUUGCGAAGAGAUUUAGAAAUGUGUGGCUGCUCAUUCACAGCAAAGGCAUCUUUGCAGCAAAUCGCAAUUGGGGCCUAGAUUGACAUGCAGUCAUGGCAUCUUCUAUUGCAGUUAUAUUUAAAGGCUGGGAAGGUCGUAUGUUUUCUAUGGAAAAUGACGCGUACUUACUUACAACUAUUCUACACACUUGCAAAAACUUAUUCAUCACUUUGAAUACAUCCGGGGAAGCGAAGUAUCCUAGUAUUCAUUGGCU